AUGGCCAACGAAAAAUCCAAAUCCAAGUCCAUUUCAUUUGAUUCUAUCAUCCAGGCUGAUCGCCAAAAGAAGAAGCAAGAAGAUCUUGCAAACCAACUCCUAGGAAAGAACCGCAGGUCGAGCGCUCCCGGAUCUGGCUCAGGCGCCGGCAGGAAAGGACAGGACAAAACACAGACCGCGAAGCCCGGCAGUUUAGCAAGCAGGAUCGGAGUAGCCAAGCGUUCUGUGUCUGCGACCGCGAAGCCCACCAAGCCAGCACCCGUCACCAAUGGCCGAUCGCGCGGAAACAAUGGAAAGAAGGAUCGCAUCAAUCCAGAUCAGGUCUGGAAAGCUCUUCAGUCAGACAAUGGGAAUGUGAUUGCCCAGCCACGCGCCUCUGCUCCGGGUGGCAACACCCGUAACAACAUCUCCAUCAAGGGCGCUUCGGGGCCAUUCGUCGUUGUUGGACAAAACUUUGCACCUGGAACAACGGCUGCCGAUAUUCAAUCCGCCCUGGAGCCAGUGACGGGGCCCAUGCUCAGCUGUCGAAUAAUUGCGAGCAGCCCGAACGUCGUUGCGGAAUUUGCAUAUGCGGAGAAAUCGGCGGCUGAGUUGGUCGUCGCCAACUACCACAACCAGCGGGCCGACGGACGAAUCCUCACCAUGAACCUCAAAUCAGCAAACACCCCGGCUCAGCCCAAGAACCAAGAUCACUUCACCAAACUCCGAGCACAAGCUGAUCGGGAGCGCGUCCGGGCUCGCCGCGGCCAAGGUCAAGACGACCUGCUGGCACAGACAUCGAAAAACGCGCACUCUGGUCUCUAUAGCGAUGAAAUGGUGGUUGAUGCACCAGCGCAGAACACCCAGAAGAAGAACAACCAACGCAGGGGACGCCGAUGA
Messenger RNA from Penicillium soppii, 879 nucleotides. RefSeq names its product RNA recognition motif domain-containing protein. The record is from RefSeq and is a predicted model, not a curated record. NCBI's taxonomy places the organism in Eukaryota, Fungi, Ascomycota, Eurotiomycetes, Eurotiales, Aspergillaceae. The coding region runs from base 1 to 879 and encodes 292 amino acids. The transcript is spliced from 4 exons.